AUGAAGCAGCGGGUGGCCGUGCGGGAACGGGACAGGCUGCAGGAGAAGGAGCGACUGCGGCGUCAGCGGCAGCGAGCCGAGCGGGAGGCGCGGCAGCAGGCGUCUCAAGCGGAACAGGAGGCCAAGCUGGCGGCGCUGGAGAGACACCAGGAAACAGGCCGGCUCACCAAGGAGGAGAAGCGAUACCUAAAUAAGCGCACGCGGCAGGGCGCUGCACGCGCACGUACUUGGGAUCUGGAUGAGGACGAGGCGGACGAGGCUGCGGCGCUUCAGUCGCAGAUUCUGGAUCGGAUCGGCUCUGCUAGCGGGGCGGGCCGGGUGCGGAAGCAAAGACGUGCGCGCAUACGGGAAGCGCUUCCGAAGGCGUCUGAAGACCGCAGGUACGCUGGUCUUACACCUGGAUUGGCACCUGUGGGGAUGAGCGACGAGGAGUCGUCUGACGAGGAGCUGUCCGACGAGGAAGACUGA
Eremothecium gossypii ATCC 10895 is the source of this 468-nucleotide messenger RNA. It is a transcript of the gene RRT14, whose product is annotated as Rrt14p. Bases 1 to 468 code for a protein of 155 amino acids. Lineage: Eukaryota; Fungi; Ascomycota; Saccharomycetes; Saccharomycetales; Saccharomycetaceae. The record is from RefSeq and is marked provisional. The transcript has a single exon.